Molecule: messenger RNA, 2517 nt
Organism: Rhodotorula graminis WP1
Lineage: Eukaryota; Fungi; Basidiomycota; Microbotryomycetes; Sporidiobolales; Sporidiobolaceae
Exons: 7
Coding region: 1-2436 (811 amino acids)
Biological process (GO): mitochondrion organization; protein quality control for misfolded or incompletely synthesized proteins
Cellular component (GO): mitochondrial inner membrane
Molecular function (GO): ATP binding; metalloendopeptidase activity; ATP hydrolysis activity
Source: RefSeq, a predicted model, not a curated record
AUGCUGCCAGCUGGACGGCCUCCAGGCCUACUGCGAGAGCUCCUGCGCGACCUGGCGCAAGCAACUGCGCAACGCCGACCACUGCCUCCUCUCCGCACCUUCUCGUCGGUCCAGGCUGCACACGCCCCCGUGCCCAAGCCCUCCUCCCUCCACCACCGCACCCUCUCUCCUCGCUUCCCCUCUCCGCCCUCGGCACCACCCGCAUCCGCACUAGCCCCGCCGCACACGCGCACCCUCUUCGGCAAGAGCGUCUUCAAGGUCGAUCGCCUGCGCGACGCCGUCCGCGACGCCGACUCGACCGAGGAGCGCGCCGCCGCCCAGGUCGCCCUCGCGCAGCACCUCUUUGCCUCGACGUCCGACCGCCUCGACCUCGUCAAGGAGGGCCUCGAGGCGUACGAGGACGGCGCGCAGCUGUGGGCCGGUCACGGCGCGCGCACCGACGUGCUCGCCGACGACGAGGCGUUCCGAGGGUACCUGCGCGCGCUCGCCACGGUUGCCGCCGCGCCCGAGGAGAGCGACAGUACGGUCGCGAGCACGUUUGACAAGAUUCAGCAGGCGCCCGCACGCCGCGCGCAGCUCCUGUCGACGUCGUCCGCCGCCGCCACCUCGUCCACCCCUGUCGCCGCGUCCACCUCCGCCGCCGCCGCCACAAGCCCGUCCGACUCGUCGUCUUCGCCCGCACCCGUACCCGCCGCACCCUCGACCUCGCACGCCGCCGACGCUGCGGCGCCGUCUCCCGCCGCACCGGCGAUUGCCCCCUCGACCCUCAUCUCGGCCCUGUUCUCCGGCAACGCGGCGCGCGGCAAGGGCGGCGAGGCCAAGAUCCAGUCGCUCGGCUCGUUCGCUGGCUGGGGUGCUGCGUCGGGCAAGGCGGCCGCCGGCGGCGCCGAGCCGAUCCGCGUCGUCGUCGAGGAGGCAAAGAGCCCGCUCCUGUGGCGGUUCCUCAAGUUUGUCGCCGUCACCGCCCUGUACUCGUUCCUCCUCCUGUCGCUCCUGUCGCUCCUGAUCGACUCGUCGGGCAUCCUGCGCGCCGGCGCCCAGUCGCAGCCGUUCGCGCCGACGGCCGCGCCCAACCCGGACGACCCGAACGGCCGCGGUACGACGUUCAAGGACGUGCACGGCGUCGAGGAGGCCAAGACCGAGCUGUACGAGAUUGUCGAGUUCCUCAAGGACCCGGAGCGCUUCUCGCGCCUCGGCGGCCGGCCUCCUCGCGGCGUCCUCUUGACUGGUCCUCCUGGCACGGGCAAGACGCUCCUCGCUCGCGCCGUCGCCGGCGAGGCGGGCGUCCCCUUCUUCUCGGCGAGCGGGUCCGAGUUUGACGAGAUGUACGUCGGCGUUGGUGCGCGCCGCAUCCGCGAGCUGUUUGCCGCGGCGCGCAAGCAAGGGCCGGCCAUCAUCUUCAUCGACGAAUUGGACGCCGUCGGCGGCAAGCGGUCGCCCAAGGACCAGAGCUUCCACAAGCAGACGCUCAACCAGCUCCUCACCGAGAUGGACGGCUUUGCGUCGACCGAGGGCAUCAUCCUCAUCGGCGCGACCAACUUUCCCGAGAGCCUCGACAAGGCGCUCGUGCGCCCCGGCCGGUUCGACCGCCACGUCGCCGUGCCGCUCCCCGACGUUCGCGGCCGCAUGGAGAUCCUCAAGCACCACAUGCGCAACAUCCUGUACGACAAGAAGACGGACCUGAGCAUCAUUGCGCGCGGCACGAUCGGCUUCUCGGGCGCCGACCUGCAGGCGCUCGUCAACCAGGCCGCCGUCAAGGCGUCGGCCGAGAACGCCGACGCGGUUCGCCCGAGUCACUUUGAGUGGGCCAAGGAGCGCAUCAUGAUGGGCGCCGCCCGCACCAGCGCCUACAUCACGGACGAGAACAAGCUCGCUACGGCCUACCACGAGGCUGGCCAUGCGCUCCUCGCCAUCUACACCAAGGGCGCCUACCCGCUCCACCUCAUCACGGUCGUCCCUCGUGGCAACGCCCUCGGCUACACAUCAAUGUUGCCCGAGGCGGAAAAGAACUCGCAUUCGCUCCUCGAGUACCGGGCCAAGCUCGACGUGGCGAUGGGUGGCCGCGUCGCCGAGGAGAUCAUCUACGGCGCCGACAACGUGACGGACGGCGCGUCUUCCGACAUCUCGUCUGCGACCAACAUUGCGACGAGCAUGGUGCGGCGCCUCGGCUUCUCGGACGCGGUCGGCCCCGUCGCGCACACGGGCCAGGCGAGCGACGGCGAGCCGCAGCCGUCCGAGGAGACGCUGCGCGUCAUUGACGGUGAGAUCCGGUCGCUCGUCGAAGGGGCGCAGGAGCGCGCGAGGGCGUGCUUGACGGCCAAGAAGGUCGAGCUCGAGCGGCUCGCGAGGGCGCUCGUCGAGUACGAGACGCUCGACAGCGCAGAGGUGCAGAAGGUGAUCAAGGGCGAGCCGAUCCAGCGGACGGGGCUCGAGUGAGGGGUGGGGCGAGGCUCUUGUUCCCGCCGCGUGUAGUGACAGCAACUUGACUAGAAGCAAUGUACCGUAGUCUCCCCUUUU